AUGAAAGGGGAAAACUACAGAAUUGCACUAACACAAAAUGCUCGUCCCUUUGCUGUGGCAGCCCCUCGUAGAGUGUCCGCUCCAUUAUUGAGCAAAGUCAAAGAAGAAUUGGAUCGACUGCAUUCUGAGGGAAUAAUUGAGCCAGUGGUAGAACCAACAGACUGGUGUGCACCAAUUGUUGUUGUACCGCGUAAGACAGGUGAUAGAGUGAGGCUAUGUGUUGAUUAUACCGAACUCAACAAAAGCAUUCAGAGAGAAAGGUGGCAACUACCAACUGUAGAAGAAAGUCUAAGUAAAUUAGAAGGCGGACAAAUAUUUUCAUUACUAGACGCUACAAAUGGAUUUCUUCAAGUUCCCUUACAUCAUGAAAGUUACAAGCUUACAACUUUUAUAACUCCUUUUGGGCGAUUCUUUUUCAAGAGGUUACCAUUCGGUAUUAAUUCUGGCCCAGAGGUUUACCAGAAGAGGAUAUACCAAGUUUUGGAUGGACUGGAUGGGGUAGUAAACCAAGCAGAUGAUAUACUUGUGGUCGGUAGAACACAGGAAGAACAUGACCAUCGACUAGCAAAUGUAUUACAAAGAUUGAGAGAACACAAUGUUACACUUAAUAAAGAUAAAUGUAACAUUAAUGUGAACAGAGUUAAAUUUCUAGGACAUUUGAUUGAAAAUGGAUUGAUAAAGCCUGAUCCUGAGAAAGUGGAGGCCAUUAUGAAAAUGCAAACCCCAAAUAAUGUUAACGAGCUUCGGCAAUUUCUUGGCAUGGUUAAUUAUUUGAUGAAGUUUAUUCCUAACUUGGCUGAAGUUACAGCUCCAUUGCGAAUUUUACUUAAGAAAGGUUAUCAGUGGGUUUGGUCUGACGUUCAAAAGAGUGCUUGGGAUAAAAUUAAAUCCCUAAUUUCUUCAAAUCCAGUUCUGGUGUCUUACAACAAAAAUCGUAAAACCAGAGUUGCAGCUGAUGCCUCGUCAUUUGGCCUAGGAGGGGUGAUUGAACAAUUUGUGGAUGGAAAGUGGAAACCAAUCACCUAUGCAUCGAGAUCUUUAUCACCGACAGAGAUGCGUUAUGCUCAGAUAGAAAAGGAGGCACUGGCACUGACUUGGGCAUGUGAGAGAUUUUCACAGUAUGUUUUAGGAACCGAGUUUGAACUUAUGACUGACCAUAAACCUUUAGUUCAGGUGCUUGGAAGUAAACAAAUCGCUAGUUUAUCGGCGAGACUUCAGCGGUUAAGAAUGAGAAUGGCUUGUUUUAGAUAUAAAGUAACAUAUGUGAAAGGAAAGGAAUUUUAUGUACCAGAUGUUUUGUCUAGGAACCCCAUUAAGUCAAAUGAAGACAUAUUGGAACAAGAUUUGUUUGUUCAGAGUAUUUUAGAUGCUAUUCCUUGUUCUGACAAAAGGCUCAAGGAAAUCAAAGAAGCUCAGGAUACUGAUGAGGAAUGCGGAAGAAUUAAAUCCUGGAUUGUGAAUAACAAUUGGAAUAAAAAUUCGGUGUAUUGGAAGUACAGGACUGAUCUAAACAUCAGUAAAGGAUUCCUCCUUUUAGGCACAAGACUGUUUAUUCCAAAAUCGUUGAGAAAGGAAAUACUGAGUAAAAUACAUGAAGGUCACAUGGGAAUUGUCAAAUGUCGAAGGCGAGUGUAUGAAUCGAAACAAUGGACAUUCCGAGAUAAAGUGAAAACCAUAGAUUUUGUUCUUGUCUGGGAUGAGACAAAGAAAACCACAUCAGCGAAUGCCAUGGAAAAAAGAACAAUGUUUGAGAACAAUUUGAGAGCCGAGGGUUUGGAGCUGGAACAAGAAAUUAAUCAAGAGGCUGGAUUACAUUUUGUCAAGAUUCAUGCCCCGCUUGAUAUUCUGAAGCGCUACGCAGAAGUUCUUAAGCUGCAAAUGCCUGUAAAAAAUUUGUACAAAACAGCCCUGGAAACAGCAAGUUGGACUCGUAUGUCUGUAAGUUCUGCAUGGAAGCAGAGAUUCCCCCUAAGUCGAUGGUUUGAGACAGAUCCUUACGUAUUUCCUGACAACACUCCGGAACUAACAGCCCCGUACUCUCGUUCAAAAGAAUUUCUGUUUAAUGCAAACUCUCCGGAAUUCUUCACACCAGCUAAAAAGGCAAGAAUUGUUCAAUUUAUUUUGGAAAGGACUUUGUAUUUUAAACAUCACGAAGAAGAUUCGGAUGUGUUUGAGUUUGGCAUUAACAGGCUGCUGCUUCACGGAGUUUAUAUUGCUGCGUAUCCUCUACAUGACGGAGAUUUGAACACCCUGGGCAGUAUGCGCUACAGGUUCUACCACCACUGGGCAUCCUACAAGAACUGGUACAAGUAUCAGCCAGCAGACUACAUCAUGGAGUACUUUGGAGUCAAGAUAGCGCUGUACUUCCUGUGGCUUGGUCACUAUGUCAGCAUGCUAGUGCCGGCCUCUGUGGUCGGACUUUGCUGCUUUUUCAUCUCGGUUUUCCUUGAAACCACGUCAGGAACGGUGAAUGACGCUUGCCAAGGAAACAUCAAAGAUGUUAUCUGCCCUCUGUGCGACAGUUCUUGUGGCUUUUGGAAUCUCACCGAUUUCUGUGCCGAGGCUGAAAUUCUCUAUAUUUUUGACAAUACAUCGACUGUUUUUUUCGCCAUCUUCAUAUCCUUUUGGGCGGCAAUAUACUUGGAGACCUGGAAGCGGUACUCAGCUAAAAUAACUCUCCGUUGGGACUUGACGACGAUUGACAACAUGGAUGAGAACCCUCGGCCUGAGUACUCGGCAAAAUUGACAAAGUUGGUUGCCAAAAAGAAAGUCAACCGGCACCUGAACUUCAUAACAAACAUCAAGGAGCCGAGUCUGAGCUUUUGGAAGCACAUAUUCCCAGGGAAAGUAUUGAGCUUUGCAACAAUACUGCUGUUGAUUGCAGUGUCUACAGCAUGUCUGAUUGGAGUGACUCUGUACCAAAUGUUCAUAAUGACAGUUCUACCAGAUGACUGGCCGAUGUUCGCUACGUUCACUGCCACGGUUCUAAACCUGCUCUGCAUCAUAGCACUCGGUCCAGUUUUCAAGAAAGUGGCAAGGAUGCUGACCGAGGCGGAGAUGCAUCGCACGCAGAUUGAGUUCGACAACUCUUUCGUCAUGAAGCUCUAUCUGCUGCAGUUUGUCAACAAUUACUCGUCCAUCUUCUACAUCGCGUUCUUCAAGGGGAAAUUUAUCGGCACUCCGGCAGCUUAUCACCGAGUCUUUGGCUUCCGUCAACUGGAGUGCACGGCAGGUAGUUGCAUGCUUGAACUAACACAACAACUGGCUGUUAUCAUGAUAGGAACGAGAGCUUUUCGUACUUUCAAGAAGAUUAUCUGGCCGCACAUCCUGUACAAGUGGCGGAAGAGUUUCACCUCGGUCGGAGCGAGGAUAAGUGAUGGUGAUGCUGACCAGUGGGAGAAAGACUUUCUCUUGGUUGAGAAAGGCACACGUCUCAUGGUCUCUGAUAAACUUGAUAUGGUCUUCCAGUAUGGCUUUGUGACACUAUUUGCGGUAGCGUUUCCGCUUGCCCCGUUGUUUGCACUCAUCAACAAUAUAUUUACGAUCAGGAUCGAUGCCAAGAAGCUCCUGGUGUACCAUCGACGUCCGACGCUGCGUCGUACCAAAGGCAUUGGAGUGUGGUUCGAUAUUCUCAACUUUGUAUCCAAUUUGGCCGUAUUUACAAAUGGUUUCAUCAUUGCUUUCACCUCCAACUUCAUCCCUAGGAUGGUGUACAGACUGGCCUUCAGUUCUAAUCUGGGAGAAGCAGGCUACCUCAACUACACUUUGUCUUAUAUGGCUAUUAAAGAUCUCGACAUGAAGAAUAAACCCAACACCACGAUAGAGUAUUGCAGAUACUUGGACUUCAGAGAACCCCCAUGGUCUGAGAAUAAAUAUGGAGAGACGAGAAUGUUUUGGGUUGUGUUGGCAGCUCGUUUUGGAUUCUUUAUAUUUUUUGAGAAUAUUAUCAUGAUAGCUGUGAUACUGGUCAAGUGGUUAAUUCCAGAUAUCCCUCAAAAAGUAGAUUGGCAAAUGAGACGCAAGCACUUUGUCAUCAAUGAAACGAUCAUCAAUCGUGAAUCUUCCCAGAAGUCUUGGUGGUUCAUGAACUGGUUCAAAAGAGACCCAAAUGUAUCUCAGAUGGGCAGUGAAUAACAAACCUAAAAUAAACAACACAAGUGUGUCUGUGGGUUUGAUAUGUAUUUCAUAUGUAUUAAACUGAACAUCUGAAAAACAAGGAAGAAGAAAAAAUAUAAGAAGUACCUAAUAGUUCUGAUUUGGAACAAAGUUUGCAGAUUUUUGAA
This is a messenger RNA of Macrosteles quadrilineatus (aster leafhopper), 4283 nucleotides long. RefSeq names its product anoctamin-4-like. Gene Ontology annotation, biological process: chloride transmembrane transport. Gene Ontology annotation, cellular component: plasma membrane. Gene Ontology annotation, molecular function: protein dimerization activity; chloride channel activity. The coding region runs from base 1 to 4134 and encodes 1377 amino acids. The transcript has 18 exons. Lineage: Eukaryota; Metazoa; Arthropoda; Insecta; Hemiptera; Cicadellidae. The record is from RefSeq and is a predicted model, not a curated record.